This is a messenger RNA of Penicillium malachiteum, 1329 nucleotides long. RefSeq lists its product as uncharacterized. Lineage: Eukaryota; Fungi; Ascomycota; Eurotiomycetes; Eurotiales; Aspergillaceae. Bases 1 to 1329 code for a protein of 442 amino acids. The transcript has 2 exons. The record is from RefSeq and is a predicted model, not a curated record.
AUGUCAUGGUCCAAAGUGAGCGAACAACGAUAUGAGCGCCCUCUUGGUGAAAAUGAAACGUUCAUCAAGAUCCUUGGUGACGCCGCUCGUCCGUUCAAUCGUGACCACUGGGCUAUGAACAUCAUUGUCUCCAUGACCCCGCUAGGCUCACUCGCCAAGGAAAAUCAAGCCUCCCUCUUCCGCGAUGCAUGGAGGACCUUGCGUUUUAAACACCCCACGAUCGCCGCCUAUAUCGUAGACGAGACCCAAUAUGUCUAUGAUGUCCCCGAUACUGCAGCACUUGAGAAAUGGGCGACGGAGACCUUUCAGGUGAUUGAAGAUAAGACGAUCGAUGAAGUUAUCGCAUCUGCCACACGUGUUCCAUAUGCUACUAUGACCUUCUUCCCUAAGACGGGUGAGCUAUUGGGUCACUCGCAACAUUGGAGAACGGAUGGUGUGGGCGGCUUGAUUCUGAUGGACGACUUGCUCGAUCUUGCCGUGCAGGGUGCUUUAGAUGCUUCCUCCUUGCCUUGGGCGCCAUCUGUUGAAGAAGCGGCGUCCAAUUUUAUCACGUCGGAGGAGCAAGACAAGAAACUAGGCCAAGAGCUUGUUGCAAGUUUUGGCCAUGCCGCUGGGGCAAUCGGAAUCGCCUCUCCCGCACCAGUCGAGACUCUCCCAGGUAGUGCGUGCAUCAGGCGUCUGCAUCUCACAGAAGCAGAGACAAAUGCCGUAGUGCAGGGUUGCAAAGAUCGAAAGCUCUCUGUAAUAGCAGCAGUGCAUGCGUCAAUUGCUGGCGCCAACUAUGCGUUAGCUACUUCUGGUGAUCAGAAGAAACACUAUACAAGUACGAUACGCUACAGCUUACGCCCAUAUCUACCAGAGCCAUACUCUGGUCGCCAGUGUGCCAGCACAAUUUUCACGACUGGUUGGAUGUUCCCAGUUUCAUCCGAGUCGUCAUGGUUAGACCGAGCCAAGGCAUACCAUGAAGAGUACCGUAAAGGUAUAAGCGAUUCAUACAUUUCGGCGCAUCUCGAAUAUGCCACUGGGCUUUGCAAGCUUCUUCGUAGUUUGCCGGAGGAUAUGCCUUCGCCGACCGACGUGGAUAUCAGUAGCCUCGGUUUGUGUGAGAUGCUAACCGCGAGAGAAAAGGGAACUGCAGAACGGGGAAUUCGCAUCGAUCGAAUCUCAGGCGGGUUGGAUAUGAUGAAUAGACAGGUCGUGUGUCAUGUGUGGACUUUUCGAGACCAGCUUUGUCUGAACUUGGCAUUCAACGAUGCAUUUUAUAGCAACGCAGAGGGUGAUGCGUUUUUGCAGAUCGUCAAAGAUUCCCUGUUGCAUGGACUGGUGUAA